UUCGCGCCCCAGCGGACGCUCAUUUGCCCGCGGCAACUUAUUCUUUCGUUUACAUAAUUAAGGGGCGCGGGCUGCCACGGGAAUACGCGCGCGCGCGGCGACCUCGAUGCCGUAAUUCGAUCCGCGAACGCGUUAAUAACAUUGUUAGUUUAAUGCGCCGACGUGCGGGGAGCGGCGAGGCGGGGUGGAUAUCACCCCCUUUCCACUGACUCACUUUUAAAACCGUCCACGGUAUUUUCUUCUAUUCGCUGAUUUAAUCCCCGGAGAGAUCCGGAUCAAAUUGCGAAUUACUCUGCUCGUUACGCUUCGAUUCACGUGAGUCUUUCUGUCUUCGUCGUGGAGCGAUUAAGAUUGAUUCGACCCUGUAUUCUUAAUUUCUGUAAUCGUUCGAUUAUUAUCGGAGACAAUGGUAUGUUGGAAAGUGUUUCAAGUUAUCGCUAGGAAACACUGACAUGAAACACUUUCCAAUGUACCAUUGUCUUCAAUUAUGAUCGAAUGAUUACAAAAAUUAAGAAUGGUUAAAGAUCGAAUGAUUAAAGAAAUUAAGACAGGGUCGAAGCAAUCUUAAUCAGUGCAGGAUGAAGACAAAAAAAAUCACGUGAAAGUUACUGCUAGGAAACAUUGACAUAGAUAAAAAUAAUAAAAUGAUUUUUGGUAGUAAAAGUGCCAUGUUUACAUGAGAUUGCUCAAUAGCUAAAUUUAACCCCUCGUGACGAAGAUAUCUAGACUGAAUAAUAAUCAAUAUUGUUCAUUACCUAUGGAUCAAAACAAACUAUUCUAUUACCAAUGUGUAUCAAAUGAAAGUUCCACGGAUCGGUCGGUGGAACGGAGAGGAAGGUGGAAUGGCGCGAAACGGAAAGAGAAGGGCCUGUCGCGGGCCCCCCGAGUAAGGAGCCCUAAGCCGUGAACUGUACGGUCUGUACAAUGACGUAGUGUUCUGUCAUCCGGCGCGCUACCUCUCCAGCAGUCUCGCCGCUACCACCGUUGGCCAUUAUAGUGGGACAGAACACUUCACCGGUUCACAACUAUACAUAUAGUGGCAGGCCUUUGAACGGUGCGCGCCGCGUGGCUCGUGUGCGCCGCGCGUUUUUCCUCCCUCCUCCCCGCGUCCUUUUCUCUCUCUCUCCUCGUCGCCUCUCUUCCGCUGUUUGUUAUCGUGUUCUCACCGCGCGGACGAUAUCAAGUCCCCAGUGGCGCUGGCGAUCCACCGAUCUCCCUUGAUCCUGCGCGGACACAAACAAGAGGCCAACGACACCGCGGAUCUCCCUCGAGGAUGGAACGACGAUGCUGGCCGAGUAAAUGGAAGCCGACGAUCGGGGAGGCUGCUCGCUUUUAGAGGGAAAUGAACCGGGACACCGUGCGCCCGCAUUGGGGCCGCAUCAUGAGCGAGGCUGCGCGAGGCGAUCAUCCUUGAGAGUCAUGAGAGCUUCGGCCCUGAUCUGCUGGAUACUCGUCUUCCGAUCGAUCCUGGGCACCACCGGAAAUCUGCCAAACGACAGGACAUCUCGAGCCCCGGAAGAAAUCAUCGCGGAGCCGUCAUCCUCCAAAUCCUUCCGUUCCUGGAUGUCCGUCAGUCUCAGGGAGCAGCGGAACGACGAGCUCGAGGAGGACGCACUUCCCACAAGGCACGCGAGGCACCGGAAACGACGUCGCUGCAGAAAUCGAUCGUGUUCCCACGGCGCUCUCGGGAAGCUGCUUCUCCUCCGAAACGAGACCACGAGCGAUCCGAAUGGGAACGUCGUCUCGGAGAACGGAGAACGCGUGGUCAUCGCGAGCGAUCCCAUAGAGGACAUAAACGAAGGCAAGGAGGACUACGACGCCUUGGACAGAAACGCCUCGGUCGUCGACGAUCUGCCAGAGCUGAUGGACUCCUACGACAAGCGUGGUCUCCUAGACGAUCUGGAGUUCCAGGACACGGAGCUGUCCUGGCCGGAGGACUCGUUCAAAGCGAACGAUAGCGACCACGAAGCGACUCGACCGACAGCCGUCUACGAUCAGCCGACGUUCCACGAAGACCUGGGCGGUCUGCUGAGCAGGCUGUUCCAAAGGCUGCGCAACGCGUCCGCGGCGGAGGACAUACUGAAGGAGCUGAACUUCGUGAACGGGGCGAGCGAGGAUCCCUGCCAGAAGUGGCUGAACAGUCGAGACAAGCUGGAGAAGGUCUUCUUGGGUGGCCUCGCCUCUCUGCCCGCCUGUCCCUGCCAAUAUCCCAGCAACAUCUUUUACGACGACAAAAUCUGGGACGACCGGCAGGCGAAGCACUUCAGGUGGCGAGACGUGAGCGGCGGCUCUCAGAGGCUGGACGUUUACAAGCCGGGCGCCGCGCAUUGCGUGCGCUCGUUGCUGGCCAGGGGAAGCGGAAACGCGGCCGCGCAGCAUUGCUGUUACGAUCGCAAGAGGAGAUUGCUGACCCGUGGUUCCGGCGCGGGCACUCCGAACUUCGUCAGCCCGGAGAUAUCGGCCGUACUGCACGAGAGGAUCGACGUGCUGCCUUGGAGACUGUGCAAAGGGGACUUCUCCAGGUACAACGGGGUGAGGCCGCCGAACAACGGCAACGGGUGCGAAGCGAAUCCCGACGACGCGGAGUACCAGCGGCAAAUCGAUGACACCAAGUACUAUUAACACUAGGUUCACGGCCAUUUACUGUACACUUCAUAUUAUUUCUAAAAGAAUUGAUGCUGGUUCAUUCAGAUUGUGGAAACUGUAUGUAAACUUAUCUUGUAAACAUUUACAAAAU
Messenger RNA from Nomia melanderi (Alkali bee), 2737 nucleotides. NCBI's taxonomy places the organism in Eukaryota, Metazoa, Arthropoda, Insecta, Hymenoptera, Halictidae. The record is from RefSeq and is a predicted model, not a curated record.